Molecule: messenger RNA, 790 nt
Organism: Tarenaya hassleriana
Lineage: Eukaryota; Viridiplantae; Streptophyta; Magnoliopsida; Brassicales; Cleomaceae
Product: chromosome transmission fidelity protein 8 homolog
Exons: 3
Coding region: 30-419 (129 amino acids)
Biological process (GO): mitotic sister chromatid cohesion
Cellular component (GO): Ctf18 RFC-like complex
Source: RefSeq, a predicted model, not a curated record
AGGAAGAAGAAGAAGAAGAAGGAUAGGCAAUGGAGAUUAGGGUCAAGUGCGGUUGCGAAGAAGAGAAGUGCGGAGAGUGGGCGAUCGUGGAAAUCCAAGGCGUCAUCGAAACUCAACCUUCAUUCCAUGGAUCCCUCCAGAAUCUGGAGAUCGGCCAUCUCUGUCGCUCGGAUUCAUCCCAGGAAACGUACACUUUCACCAUCGGGUACCAUGAACUGACAGGUUCGAGGGUGACUCUGAAGAAGCCUUUGCUGGUUCUGAAGAAGGUACGGAAGUGUACGGAUGGAGAUCCAUCGAAAACAGGGGUAGAACUUGAAGUUGCAGGGAUAAUAAGGAGCAAGAUCUUGUUCAAGACCAGACCUAAACCCCUGAUUUCUGGAGCACAGCAACCUGCAAAAGAGAUUGGGAGCAGACCAUAGACAGAAACCUCUCAGGUCUGCUUACUUGGGAGUUGUUGUCUCAACAUGUAACUGUUCACUGUGCGAUGGGGAACUACUGCUUAGAUCAAAUCAUUGCCUCCAUGGGAAUUCUGUGUUGUAUGGCCAAAAUGAUGCAAGAGCUUGGUUUUUCAUCCACUCAUAGCUGAAGACAUUAGAAUGGUGGUUUCUGUCUGAUCCGUGUGUAUCUUUACCCUUAGUUCCUCGCUUGCAAACCGACCAUUGGAUUUGAAUUACUUGGUAGUUUGUGACUGUCUCUGUGAGUGCAGCUUCAAACAUGUAAAACCCUUUCAUCAAAUUUCUGUAGAUCCAAAGCAAAGAUGCAGCUUCAAACAUGGGAUUAGGUUGAUUCA